Theileria annulata is the source of this 558-nucleotide messenger RNA. RefSeq lists its product as uncharacterized. Lineage: Eukaryota; Apicomplexa; Aconoidasida; Piroplasmida; Theileriidae. The record is from RefSeq and is a predicted model, not a curated record. Bases 1 to 558 code for a protein of 185 amino acids. The transcript is spliced from 5 exons.
AUGUUGAAAAUUUCUAAUUUAUAUCGUUCACAAAAAGUUUGUGAUGCUUUAGUAAUGUUUGGUGCUCAUAUUUAUCGAAUUCCAUUCGUAUCACAUCCAGGUGUAAUGGCAGUGGCUCAAUUAUUAGAAAUGAAAUCAUUAGUAGAACAUAGAGCACAUUUUACACAAGAAGAUGUUAAUAGAAUGUAUCAUUUUGAUUCUGAACUUGCUAAAAAAGCACAAGUAGCUGUUGAUCAUAAUCUACCCAUUUCACAUUAUAAUCUUGAUUAUCUACAUAAACCAGGAUUUCUUGAGAGUUUAUUGGAAGAGAGAAAAUUAAAUGAAAAGAUAGCAAAUGAAGUAUUAUCAGCACCAGAAGGUGAUUAUAAACAACCUGAAUCAUUAAAGUCAUAUAAAUCAAUAACAGUACCAGUUGAAUGGAGACAACAUGAAUUAGCAUUUACAGAUUUAAUGGUUGAUGUACAACCAUCAAUAAAACGAGAAAUGGAAACACAAGCCAAAAUGCGUAAAUUUGUUGAAGAACAUGAAAAAACAUUUAAAACAAAAUCUAACAAUUAA